Ornithodoros turicata is the source of this 717-nucleotide messenger RNA. RefSeq lists its product as uncharacterized. Lineage: Eukaryota; Metazoa; Arthropoda; Arachnida; Ixodida; Argasidae. The transcript has 6 exons. Gene Ontology annotation, molecular function: DNA binding. The record is from RefSeq and is a predicted model, not a curated record. Gene Ontology annotation, biological process: negative regulation of DNA-templated transcription. The coding region runs from base 1 to 717 and encodes 238 amino acids.
AUGCAUCUGUUGCACCUGCGACAAGAGACAUGGUUCAGUCGGGCUCUGCAACCUGACUUCACCGCAACAAGAAGCACGCCUCGGACUGUUCGUGACAUCGUACCACGUGCAGACAUUUUUGAUGAAGAAUACAGCGCCUUUGCACAUACGCUGCCAGCUGGCGAACCUGUUAUUGUGCAUGACAGCACCAGCUAUGCUACCUUGACGCCUACAGGGGAGAGCAGUGUUACUGCAGUAACCAAUCCCAGGAGCCCAGUAACUACGUCAAACGGCGAGGCUGCUGAAGUAACAACUCCCCAAAGCCCAGUUUCAACGGACAUUCCCACAGCAUACCAUGCAGAGCUCACCACUUUGCCCUUGCUGUCAGAGGUGAACGGACGGGUUCAUCUCGGCAACGGCAUCUUUGUAACUGAGGAGCAGUGGCAGUGGCUCUUGGGUCGCAGGAGGGAUUCUCUGUUCUGCAAGGAGGCAGUGAAGAUCUUGUGGCCGAUCUCUGAACUAAAGGGCAGGAGCAUCACUGGGACUCCAUGUCGUCGCUUUGCGAACAAAGAAAAUGGGGUGAAGCCCAGAAAGGCGCUGACGCCAGUCAAGCUCCAAGCUGUCACAAGUGCUUUUGAGAUAUACGUGGAGGAGACUCCAUCAGAGGUGCCACAGAAGGACCGGCUAAACAAGAUGAAUCGGUUCAUAGCUGAACUCUUGAAUGACUUCAAUAAAUGA